AGACCUUCCACCAUCCACUGGUACCACCGACACUUCCAUCCCAGACAUCCUGUGAAUACGUGUCCAGAUUUUCUACUAGAAGCUAGCUGUGAACGUAACUACCAUGUAAUACAACGGUUUACUGCAUUUAACCAUGAAUAAGCCUAAUAUAAAAGAGAUUCAGAUAAAGUGACAACAAAUACUAAGACUGUUUUAGUGACGAGUACACUGAUUGUCUCAGAGUGACUACAAAUACAAUAACUUUUAAACAGUGACAACAAAACGAUGAAAACACAACAUUCGAAGCAACCAAAGGAAGUUUUAUUUCUCUUAUUUUUUGUCAUUUGGUUUGUAUUAUACACUGACGACCAUUUGAAGAAACCUUACCCAGAGCCAGCUGCAGUAGCACCACCAAGAGCAUAUUACAAGAGAAGCUGCUAUAACUACCAUACAAACCUUACUGCGCAAAAUAUCUGCUACAAGAUGACCAACUUCAGCGGCUCUCUUGCUCUUUUACACUCUUGUAUCAGACACGCUAACUCCGAGAUGCUCAACAAUGUUAAGGGAAUUAUAAAAAAAAAUUCCACUGCUGAUGGUAAUGGUGAUGGUAAUGAUGGUGGUGGUGGGUGGUUCAUCAAGGGGGUACACUGGGUCCUGGUUGGUGACUCCCACAUACGCUACCUCUUCAGUGCCUUCCUCACUCGUUUCAGGAGUCCCGGAAUCAAGUACCGCAAGUUACACACUCAGAGCUGGAACGACACGGGCGACAUAGAGAAGAUUUUGCGACUGAACGUGAUACAGGACAAAAUAUAUGUGCUGGACCGGGACAUCAACUUUCGCAUGACAUUCAUGUGGGACAAGUACCUGACGGUGCUGCAGGAGGCGAUGGAGGUGUGGGAGAGGCAGCCACAAGACACUCCCAACCUCGUCAUCUUGGGUACUGCCCUGCACUGGAUGGUGAGGACACAGCAAGUAUUCUUCAGUAAGGGAGCAGAGGCAGCAGCAGCCAUGUAUAGGGAACAUCUCAGACGUUUAAGACCACAACUGACCCGCCUCACCAAAAGAACCACCGUUGUCUUCAAACUGCUAGAUUAUCUCAAGGGUGUGUCGGGGGCCUGUAUGAGGGAUGACCCAAAACCCGCAGAUGAGUGCCCAACGGAGGAAGAUUUUGCUCCAUAA
Molecule: messenger RNA, 1158 nt
Organism: Cherax quadricarinatus
Lineage: Eukaryota; Metazoa; Arthropoda; Malacostraca; Decapoda; Parastacidae
Source: RefSeq, a predicted model, not a curated record